UUAUUUCAAAAUUUGUAAUUAUUUCUGAAAGCCACCCUGCCUCCUUGUGAGUCCGUUAUCUAUCUACACCCUAGCUCUGUUUGUUUCUUUGUAGUUGCACUCAGAUUUGGGGCAUUAAUCUUGUUCAAAUCAUGAGCGAAUCUAAAGGGCCGAAUUACAUGGAUAAUAUUUGCAUUUGUGAAACCCUCAGUUUAAUAAAGCCCUCAUUCAUUUCCCUUUCAUGAAGCUUCCCUGUUCAUCCUCGUUAUUUAAAGGUGAAGAGAAAUCGUCUUUUGGCGGAUGUAAAUCAUGGAAAAUUCUGAAAACGAAGAGAAUUUGUUUGCUCUCGGUGAACCCAAGCUACAUGGAGAAAUGUGCAAGACACUUACUUACAUUUACGUCAAAGCGUUGAAUGUUUUUCCUGAAUUAGAAGCCGCUCGCCCCCGAAGCACUUCAGGGAUUCAAGCAUUAUGUUCUUUGCACAUAGCAUUAGAUAAAACAAAAACGCUUCUUCAACAUUGUGCCGAAUGUAGCAAAAUUUACUUGGCAAUAACAGGAGAUUCUGUUGUUUUAAAAUUUGAAAGGGCAAGAUCGGCGCUCGAAGAUGGUCUUAGGAGUGUUGAAAAUAUAGUUCCACAAACUAUAGGUUGUCAGAUCUCCGAUGUAUUACGCGAACUCGAAGGAAUCGAGUUUUCGCUUGAUCCAUUAGAGAAACAAAUCGGCGAUGAAAUUAUUGGUUUGCUACAACAAGGUAGAAACUUUAGCAAUAAUAGUGACAAUAAUGAACUAGAAAUAUUCCAUCAAGCUGCAUCUAAGCUCGGGAUUACAUCUUCACGCGCCGCUCUUCGUGAAAGACGGGCCCUUAAGAAACUUGCGGAAAAAGCAAGAGCCGAAGAAGACAAACGAAAAGAAUCAAUCGUCGCAUAUCUCUCACAUCUCAUGAGAAAAUACUCAAAACUAUUCCGAACCGAUUUCUCCGAUGACACUGAUUCACAAGGUUCAACCCCAUGUUCACCUACGAUACACGGUUCUUUCGAGGGUUACAGCGGGUCCGGGACCCACGCGUUCGAGCGACAACUCUCGAGACUAAGCUCUUUUAACUUCAAACCAAGUUUCAGGCAGUCCGGGCAGGUACCGAUCCCGCCCGAAGAACUAAGGUGCCCAAUAUCCUUACAACUUAUGUACGACCCUGUCGUAAUCGCAUCCGGGCAGACAUACGAGCGAAUUUGCAUUGAGAAGUGGUUCGGUGAUGGGCACAACACCUGCCCGAAAACUCAACAACUGUUGGGUCACCUCGGUGUGACCCCUAAUUACUGUGUCAAGGGUCUAGUGGCUAGCUGGUGCGAGCAUAACGGCAUCGUGGUUCCUGACGGGCCACCCGAAUCGCUAGAUUUAAACUACUGGCGGCUCUCGUUAUCAGAAACCGAAUCAGUAAAUUCAAAACCUGUGGAAAGUGGCGAAAUGUGUAAAUACAAGGGUAUGAAAGUGGCCCCUUUGCCUUUGGAAGAAAGUGAUGUAAUUGCGGAGGUUGAAGGUGAUGGUGACAUGACAGCGACGGUUGAACACGAAGGUGAUGUUUUUGAGACGUACGAUGAAUAUUUGGCGGUUUUGCGCACCGAGGAUAAUCUAAGGAAAAAGUGUAGGGUUGUUGAGAAAAUAAGAAGGUUGUUGAAAGAUGAUGAAGAGGCCCGGAUUUAUAUGGGUGCAAAUGGCUUUGUUGAAGCGUUGUUACGGUUUUUGGAGCUGGGUUUGCGUGAAGAAAGCGGGUUUGCUCAAGAAAGUGGUGCUAUGGCUCUGUUUAACCUCGCGGUUAAUAAUAAUAGGAACAAAGAAACAAUGUUAUCAGCCGGGUUACUUUCUCUCCUGAUGCAAAUGAUCCACGGGUCAAAAUCGGUCAACGCAGCGAUAGCCCUGUACUUAAACCUUUCAUGUCUAGAUCAAGCGAAACCGGUCAUAGGUUCAAGCAAUGCGGUCCCAUUCCUAAUCAAUGCCCUUCAAGACGUGUUCGAUUCCCAAUGCAAAACCGACUCACUUCACACUCUUUACCAUCUCUCAUCAUUCCAUCCCAACAUCCCAACACUCAUCGCGUGUGGCAUCAUACCUGCCCUACAACCGUUUAUAACCGACCCGAGUUCAAGCUCAUGGACCGAGAAAGCCAUAGCCGUGUUAAUAAACCUUGCGGUGACUAACUCAGGUCGAGACGAGAUUGUAACAAGCCCGGGUCUUGUUAGCGGGCUAUCCAUGUUGCUUGACAUUGGUGAACCCGAGGUCCAGGAACAGGCUGCAGCGUGUUUGUUGAUAUUGUGUACCGGGAGUGAUACGUGUUGUGAAAUGGUACUUCAAGAAGGGGUGAUUCCUUCUUUGGUGGCGAUUUCGGUUAAUGGGACAGUUAGAGGGAAACAGAAGGCUGAGAAGUUGUUGAUGGUUUUCCGGGAGCAGCGGCAGAGGGACGUGCCUGCGGAUCGGGGCGGUGGAGGGCGGUGUGAGGGUGGUGAAGAGUUGAAAGUGUUGAGUAAGUCUACAUCUAGGAGGAAGAUGGGGAGAGGUUGGAGUUUUAUGAGGAAGAACAAGAGUUUUUCUGUGUACCAAUGUUAAAUUCUUGUUUCUCAUGGUUAAAACUUUGAAAUUGUAUAAAAUAAUUUUUUUUUUAUUUAGUGUUUUUUUUUUGUUUGUUCAUUUUACAACAAAUAGAUAUGUACAGCUCUUGACUUUUGUAAUCAGAGAAUUUUAAUAUUUA
Helianthus annuus (common sunflower) is the source of this 2716-nucleotide messenger RNA. RefSeq names its product U-box domain-containing protein 45. Gene Ontology annotation, biological process: protein ubiquitination. Bases 289 to 2574 code for a protein of 761 amino acids. The transcript is spliced from 6 exons. The record is from RefSeq and is a predicted model, not a curated record. Lineage: Eukaryota; Viridiplantae; Streptophyta; Magnoliopsida; Asterales; Asteraceae. Gene Ontology annotation, molecular function: protein binding; ubiquitin-protein transferase activity. Gene Ontology annotation, cellular component: nucleus; cytoplasm.